GUGACUAGCAAAUCUGCCGACACUCAAAUCUCGUCUUGUUUCCUCCUUCCUAGCUUCGUAAUCGUUCGGUCCUUCCUCCGGAGUGAGAUUUGAACUGGCAAAGUGUGAACCACGCACACAAGUCGCCAACACAACUACAAUCGCAACCAUCCCCCAUCCCCAUCCCGCACCUCGCUUGGCUCCUGACGAAGUAGACGACGUUGUUCACCCACCAUGAGUCCCAAGAGCGAGACGUCCGCCAAUCCGAGCACGUCCAAGGACGAUGAGAACCCCUCGACGGCGAAGAAGGUACCCAAUAAGAAAGGCGAACCCAAUCCGGACGACGAUCUCAGCGAAGAGGACAAGCAACUCAAAGAGGACCUCGAACUGAGCGUGACACGGCUCUCCGAAGCUCAAAGUGACCUCUAUCCGGCGGCCUUGGAGAAUUUGCGCCGCCUGAUUCGCGCCUCCACCACGUCCAUGACGUCGGUGCCCAAGCCGCUCAAGUUCCUCAUGCCGCAUUACAAUACCAUGAAGGUGGCCUUUGAGAAGUUGCCCCCGGGACAGAAUCGCCGAGAAUGCGCGGAUAUUAUCUCGGUAUUGGCCAUGACGGCCGUGGGAAUCGAGAAGGCCAAGGAGGAAGCCGCAGCAGCGGCAUUGUUGAAAGCCGAAGAGGUAGCUAAGGAGGAGGCCAAAGCCGGGCCCGAAGAGAAAGCCAAGGCGGCCGCGGCCAAGAAGAAAGCGGCUGAGAAACCUAAGAAAGUAGUGGCCGAGACCAUGGAGGUCGACACCACGCCUAAGCUGCCCAUCGUGCCCAAUGAGUGCUUGAAGUUCAAACUCCAGGGUCACACCGACGGACCCAAUUUGGAUGCCUGGGGCCACGAGUUCAUUCGUCAUUUGUCCGGCGAGAUCGUAACCGAGUGGGCCGAACUUGACGAAGACGAACAGCCUGAGCUGAAGAAACAAAUCGAAGACCUGGUCCGUGAGAUCAUCCCGCUACAAAUGAAGCAUCACGCCGAGGCCGAGGCCUGUGAUUUGCUCAUGGAAGUCGAACUCUUGGAUCUCAUUCUCCAGUACGUGGACAAAUCGGCUUUCCAACGCGUUUGCCUGUACUUGACGAGCUGCGUGCCCUAUGUACCCGACCCGGAAAACACCAAUCUACUGAAGACCACUUACAAGAUCUUUCGCAAGUUCGAACAAUAUCCCCAAGCAAUGCGCGUGGCCAUGCAGAUCAACGACCCCGAACUCAUCAAGGCCGUGUUCAUGGAGUGUCCGGAACCGUUGUUGCAGAAACAACUCGCCUACAUGAUGGGUCGUCAACAGCACUACAUGGAGUUGGACGAGAACGACUUUGACGAAGUGGUGGAGAUCAUGUCCAACAUUCACCUGAAUCAUCAUUUCCUCAACUUGGCACGGGAGCUAGACAUCUUGGAGCCCAAGACGCCCGAUGACGUGUACAAGACUCAUCUUGACAACGUUCGGCCCUUCGGUGGAGGAGGCAUGGACUCGGCCAAGCACAACCUGGCCUCGUCCCUCGUCAAUGGUUUCGUGAACGCGGGAUUUGGCAAGGACAAGCUCCUUAUGGAGGACGGAAACAAGUGGUUGUACAAGCACAAGGAUGCCGGAAUGAUGUCUGCCACGGCUUCCAUCGGUCUUGUUCUCCUUUGGGAUGUAGACGGAGGGCUGACUCAGAUUGACAAAUAUCUCUAUUCGCCCGAGGACCAUAUCAAAUCCGGAGCGCUCCUGGCUUGUGGCAUUGUAAACACCGGCGUCCGGAACGAUUGCGACCCGGCAUUAGCUCUUCUGUCCGACUAUAUUACCCAUGAUAGUAUGAUCAUGCGUGCUGGAGCUACCCUUGGACUUGGCUUGGCCUAUUCCGGGUCUAAUCGGGAGGAAGUGAUUGGUCACUUGUUGCCCGUUUUUGCAGAUUCGAAAGCCUCAAUGGAGAACAUCAGCCUCACCGCAUUAGCUCUAGGUCUGAUCGGUGUUGGCUCGUGCAACAACGAGAUCACCACGGUCCUACUCCAAACCCUUAUGGAGAAGUCUGAAUCCGAUCUCAAGGAUCCAUUUGCCAAGUUUCUGCCUUUGGGCAUCGGAUUGUGCUAUUUGGGUAAACAAGAGGCCGCCGAAGCCACCAUCGCCACUUUGGAGGUUCUCGGUGAUCCCUUUAAAUCGAUGGCCAUGACGUUGGUGGACGUAUGUGCCUACGCCGGAACCGGCAAUGUCUUGAAGAUUCAACACCUGCUCCAUAUCUGCAGUGAACAUUACGAACCGUCCAACGACGACGAUGACAAGAAAGACAAGAAGAAGGACAAGAAAGACGACAAAAAGACGACCACCGACGAGGUCGAUUUGUCCAUGCAACAAUCGGUGGCUGUUAUCGGCCUGGCCCUGGUCGCCAUGGGCGAAGAUAUCGGUAGUGAAAUGCUAUUCCGCACCUUCGGGCAUUUGCUUCGGUAUUGCGAGCCCGUGAUUCGGCGAGCGGUGCCCUUGGCCUUGGGCCUUAUCUCCGUCUCCAAUCCGCAACUCCCCAUUUUGGAUACGCUGAGCAAAUUCUCGCAUGACGCCGAUCCCGAAGUCGCUCACAACUCGAUUUUCGCCCUCGGUCUGAUCGGGGCGGGGACCAACAACGCCCGAUUGGCCGCCAUGCUCCGACAAUUGGCUCAGUACCACUCCAAGGAUCCCAACAACUUGUUCAUGACGCGUGUGGCGCAAGGCCUGGUCCACAUGGGCAAAGGAACGCUCACGCUCAAUCCCUAUCACAGCGAUAGCCAACUGAUGUCGCCCGUGGCCGUAGCCGGACUCUUGGGAUGCAUCAUCAGCUUCUUGGACGUGAAGAGCACCAUCCUGGGCAAAUCUCACUACCUUUUGUACACAUUGGCCACGGCUCUGCAACCCCGGAUGUUGGUCACGUUCGACGAGGAAUUGCGCCCGCUGUCCGUGUCUGUCCGCGUGGGGCAAGCCGUGGAUGUAGUGGGUCAAGCCGGGAAACCCAAGACCAUUACGGGUUUCCAAACCCACACCACACCCGUUCUUUUGGCUAGCGGUGAGAGGGCUGAAUUGGCCACCGAAGAAUAUAUCCCAGUCACGCCCAUCAUGGAAGGGUUCGUCAUCUUGAAGAAAAACCCGGAUUACUGAUCCGUACGAUUGAGUGCGUGUCUUCAUUCUGAAGAGCUUUUUGCUGAACAUCAUCGUCUCCAUCAGCAUCUCCAGAUUCUUUGGUUCUCUGAUGUUCUUCAGGACUAAUAAUUCUGGUGGCUUCGCCUCUGCUCAUCUGAACAACAGUAACAUGUCAACUGG
This is a messenger RNA of Tigriopus californicus, 3279 nucleotides long. RefSeq names its product 26S proteasome non-ATPase regulatory subunit 2-like (gene Rpn1). Gene Ontology annotation, biological process: proteasome-mediated ubiquitin-dependent protein catabolic process; regulation of protein catabolic process. Bases 214 to 3117 code for a protein of 967 amino acids. Gene Ontology annotation, cellular component: proteasome regulatory particle, base subcomplex; proteasome complex; proteasome storage granule. Lineage: Eukaryota; Metazoa; Arthropoda; Copepoda; Harpacticoida; Harpacticidae. The transcript is spliced from 2 exons. The record is from RefSeq and is a predicted model, not a curated record. Gene Ontology annotation, molecular function: enzyme regulator activity.